Vitrella brassicaformis is the source of this 1390-nucleotide messenger RNA. NCBI's taxonomy places the organism in Eukaryota, Vitrellaceae. The record is from the annotation of a GenBank genome assembly.
CCCUGCCUCUCUUUCUCCCGCCACUCGCGCUUCGAAGCCAUGCCGCCGAUCCGCCGCGUGAACAAGAGGGGACCGAUGCGUAAGCGGGAGACCAGGUGGUAUUGGCCUUCUCGCCCGAUUUGGCACAUGGUCGAGCUGGGUGAGGGGAAGCUGCAGUUUUGGGAACAAUGCUGCGGCUGCGUGCCGUGCGGGAAGGCCACCACGAUCGACCUCGUGUACCCGACGAUCCGUGUCGCCGUCCGCCCGAGGUUCAAGAACUUGACGAACGCGUUGGUGGUGUGGCACGACAAUACGGGGCUUGGACACACCAUCGAUUUCCACAAGUGCAGCCACGAGACGUGAGCAAGGGGAGGUGGGGAAGAGGAAGGGGAUGGGUGCAUUGUUUCAUUUCUCUCCACAUGUGCUGUGUGGCAUGUGCUGUGUGGCGUGUGUCAUCGAUCUAUAGGAUCAUUGACGGGUUCGACGCGGCCACUGGCGCGAAGGCGGCGUUCGAAUGCCACAGUUCGGCCGAGCUGGGCGUCUGGUACGUGAGGCGACCGAUCGACCAAGUUCUGAUGUGUACCAUUGUUCAUCUGUUUGUCUGUCUGUCUCUUUGUCCAGGUAUGACGCAGUGAUGAACGAGGUUGCCAACGCCAUCUGUACCAACGGCACGGCGGGCCAGCAGACUGGAGGGCAGCCCGCAGCCAUGGAGGGCCCCAUGCUCACCUCGGCGCCAGCCAGCCAGCCCGCCACGCUUCCACCCACCACCACUGCCGUCGAGCCUGAGCCCGCUGCAGCAGCCGCCGAACUUCCCACUCACACGGCAGACACCGAUCAAGCAGCACAGCAGCCGACGGUCCACCACGCCCUCUCCGAGGCCGACCACCCCGUGGAGGAGACGCCCUCCGUCGCAGACAGCGCGGCCAAGGCGGCAUCGGUCAUGGCUGGCGUGUACUUCCCGCACAUCGUGGGGUUCCGCUCCAUGGGCACCAGCGAGUCGUUCCAGAAGCGUGCGGGGUCGGUGAUCUACGGCCGCACGAGUGUGGAGAGCGACGAGCCGACGGCGGGGAAGGGCGGCAGUGGUGCGGCUGCCCCGGCUGCGGCGGCUGCUGCGGCUUCGAGCGGCUCUGCUGGUGCGGGGGAGGGGGAGGGAGAGGAAGGGGAGGCUGCGGGAGAGUGGACCGUGUGGGACGAUGACCGUUAGCUUAGACAGGGGUAAUCAAUCGUGUGCACUCACGACAAGGGAGGGAGUCAGGAAAGGGUCUACCUGUUCGUCUGGUUGGUCUGCUGGGGUUUUUCCGUUUGUCCGCACCUCAUUGCCUGUCGCUCCCUGUCCGGCUGGCCUGUCCUUGUCUAUCUAUCUCGCGAAGCGAACUGUCUGUGAUUGGCUGUGCCGUUGUGUGAAUACGGG